UCACUUGCUCCGCCCAUCACUCUCACACUCAGAAGAACAAAGUCAAUUUCACAGAGUCAAUUUCCAAUCGUCUAGAGAAUUAGCAAUGGAGAGGAGAGGAUCAUCAGUGAAGCCAUCAUCACUUGCUAUGGUGUGUGUGGUGUUGGGCCUGUUAAUGGGGGCUCACCAGUCCAUGGCCAGUUUCCCGAGUUGCUACAAGUCCUGCUUCGUCCUCUGUGUCAUCAAGCCUGGGGAGACCGCCUUCAAGUGCGCUUUCCAGUGCCUGAAGGAUUGUCUUGUCCAUUCGGCUUCCCCCUCGCCGGCCAGUGCCCUCAGCGUUGACACCGAUUACUUCUGCAAGCUCGGGUGCUCCACAUCCCUGUGCACUAACCUCAGCACCAAAACCAAUCCCGGUGAAAAGGAAGUGGGUGGCUGUGUGGAGUCUUGCUCAGGGAUGUGCUCCAACCACUGAUUGAUCAUCUUCUUCACCAAGCUAUAUAUAUAGCUGCUCUGGAAGAAAUGCUCCAUAUAUCUCUAUAUGUUUGCACUAAAUAAAUUCAAUUUCUAUUCGGACAAUGGAAAAAGAAAGAAAAACCAAAGUUGUUCGAGUUUGAA
Molecule: messenger RNA, 594 nt
Organism: Punica granatum (pomegranate)
Lineage: Eukaryota; Viridiplantae; Streptophyta; Magnoliopsida; Myrtales; Lythraceae
Source: RefSeq, a predicted model, not a curated record